Messenger RNA from Lutra lutra (Eurasian river otter), 1346 nucleotides. It is a transcript of the gene BRMS1, whose product is annotated as BRMS1 transcriptional repressor and anoikis regulator. Gene Ontology annotation, biological process: negative regulation of transcription by RNA polymerase II. Gene Ontology annotation, molecular function: histone deacetylase binding. Lineage: Eukaryota; Metazoa; Chordata; Mammalia; Carnivora; Mustelidae. Gene Ontology annotation, cellular component: Sin3-type complex. The coding region runs from base 72 to 812 and encodes 246 amino acids. The record is from RefSeq and is a predicted model, not a curated record. The transcript has 10 exons.
AGUCAGAGACUGUCUCUGCCCUGUCAUGCCCUGUCGUGCCCAGCAUCUCCUGUACUGUCUGAAGAGCCCAGAUGCCUGUCCAGCCUCCAAGCAAAGACACAGAAGAGAUGGAAGCAGAGGGUGAUUCGGCUGCUGAGAUGAACGGGGAGGAGGAAGAGAGCGAGGAGGAGCGGAGCGGCAGCCAGACAGAGUCCGAGGAGGAGAGCUCAGAGAUGGACGAUGAGGACUACGAGCGGCGUCGCAGCGAGUGCGUCAACGAGAUGCUGGACCUGGAGAAGCAGUUCUCGGAGCUAAAGGAGAAGUUGUUCAGGGAACGGCUGAGUCAGCUGAGGGUGCGGCUGGAGGAAGUGGGGGCUGAGCGGGCACCUGAGUACACAGAGCCUCUGGGGGGCCUGCAGCGGAGCCUCAAGAUCCGCAUUCAGGUGGCAGGGAUCUACAAGGGCUUCUGUUUGGACGUGAUCCGGAACAAGUACGAGUGUGAGCUGCAGGGUGCCAGACAGCACCUGGAGAGUGAGAAGCUGCUGCUGUACGACACCCUGCAGGGGGAGCUGCAGGAGCGGAUCCAGAGACUGGAAGAGGACCGCCAGAGCCUGGACAUCAGCUCCGAGUGGUGGGAUGACAGACUACACGCCCGAAGCAGCACAAAGACCUGGGACUCCCUGCCGGCCAGCAAGAGGAAGAAGGCUCCUCUCGUCUCUGGUCCUUACAUUGUGUACAUGCUGCAGGAGAUCGACAUCCUGGAGGACUGGACGGCUAUCAAAAAGGCUAGAGCAGCUGUGUCCCCUCAGAAGAGAAAAGCAGAUGGACCAUGAGCCUGCCGUUCAGAGCCGGGGGCCCCUCGGAGCAGCUGGCCGCAAAGCCAGGAUCCACAUUUUCCUGCUGUGAGAAGGCAGGCUGACAGGGUCUGUCCAGCCAGCUCCCCGGUACUGCUAGUGGAUCUUCCCCUCCAGCCAUCACUGGUCCGGACUCCUCUGCCCUCCUCGGGGGGCCUGCACAGCUGUGGCCCAGAGCUGCCCUAGCCAGGCAAGACUGUCUCCUCCGUCCCCAGCAAGUGCACUGGCGCCGCCUCCCAAAGGGCAGCCUCCUCAGUGCUGUCCCAGACAGAGAAGGUGGGACUCCUCUUACACCAAAGCAGCAUCCUUCCUGCUGAACUUGGACCAGUCACUGAGCCAGUGAGCUGGGCCCCAUUUCAUGGGAACUCUGAGCCAGACAUCAUAUUUUGGGGGGCCUGUCUUUUCUGGCUGCUGUUGGAGGUGAGAAGGCAGGUUCCCCAGGUCUUCUCCAGGAGGUUCUUGGUGUCUCCCAGAUUUCAGGGACUGGAAUUAAAAUCUUUCCUGGGACCUCGG